GGCUGGCAGGGAGCGCCUGGGCGUUUGCGCCGCAAAAGGGGAAUCGUCCCGUGGUGAAAUCCGGUACGCAGCGCGCGGCUGUAGUUUUCGGAGAUGUUCCUUGGGUUCCCCUUACCCUCCUUCCGCAAGGUGCUGGGAGAGGGGGGCCCGCAUCCCGGACUUCCCGGUGGCCAGAGGCUCGGACCAGACCUGGGAUGCAGCAGCAGAGCAUACUCCUGGGUGGUUUUUUUCCUUUACGAGAUCCUUUUCUAAAAUGCUUGUGUGAUGUAGGAGCUCAUGGUCUGGAAACGCUCCUGCAUCCCACAGGUGCUCCUUGCACUCCCAUAUUCAGUGUGAAUUUUAUGAUUUGUUUAUUAUUUCCUGUAUUUUCUGAACAAGCUGCCAUGCAGGGCACAGUUCGAGGUUAUAGCAGGUAAACGGGGUGGGACGUAUGUUCCAGCGCCCUGUUGGACAUGCUGCAAGGGAUGGAGAUGGUUCUCAGCCUCAGCCACCACCUGGAGGAGGACAGCCUGCCCAUGGGAGUCAUCCUUCUUGGUCUGACAGCCCCUGGUGACAAAAAACCUGCACGCCCACAAUCUGAAGGACAGCUGAAGGGAGGGACAGUGUCACGGCCAGCAGUUGCGCUGGCUUGGCGGACACGGGAAGGCUGUUGGGGUUGAGCAGUGGGGCAGAAAGCAGGAAGGAAGAGAUGCCCACGGGGAAGCAGCUGAGGAUGUGAUGGAGGUCCAGACAAGCAGCUGGAGAGAGGGCAGGACUUGGGACUGGGGCUGAACCAGAAGCCCCAAAUGACUUGUCACUGUGGUGUGGUGGAAGGGCUGGCUCCCAGCACCGCUCUCUGUGGAGCAGUUUGGUGUUUUGGGGUUUUUUUUGGGGGGGAGGAGUUGCAGGGACCAGCUCGCUCAUGGACAUGCCCAGACAGUUUGUGUACCCACCAGAAAGGAGAGGUGGCCAUCCAUGCCUGUCUCCAGGGCUGUCAGAUGCUCACCAGCUGCCACAGCCCCAGUCCGGCAUUGCCCAGCCUAGCACAGCUCUUCCAUUCUGUGAUUCCGUAGCCUGGGAGGUGUUUUGGUCCAUCUUUGCCUCAGGAGCAGAGUUGGGUGCAGCCGCAGCAGAUGUAAGGUCUGCAUUAGCUGGGCACUGAGGAACAGGUGUGAUGAGAACGGAGCGGUGGAUGUGCUGUCUUCCACGUGCCUUGCUGCAAGAGACGAACGGUGGGAGAGGAUUGAUAAAUGAGCUAGGCGCUGAAGAUGGCAGGCAGCUCCGCUCCUUGGAUCGGCAGCGCUUAUCUCUUCCUCCAGUCGACAUGCAAGAGCAUCGUUCUGCCGUCUCUCUACGAAAGCUCGCAAAAGAAACCCAGCGUGUUCAAGGCACUGAAGCUGGCGUUAGCAGACUCCACCGGCAGCGUGAACGGCGUGGACAUGCUCAAAGUGCACUGCAGCCACCCACACCUGAUAGUCCAGCUCAAGUUCUGCAAGCAGGAGAACUGCCGCCGCUUCCUGCGGAGUUACCGGGAAGGAGCGCUCCAGCAGUCCCUCCAGAAUCACCUCCAGCUCUCCUUGGCCAUGACCACGGUGCCUCUCGAAAUGGAGCUGAAGGCUGGCAAGGAACACCUCGACGACAUGCUGAAGGAUGAGGAUCGCUGCGUGGAGUGCAUCUACAGAGAAAAGCCUGACCGCCUGCGGGAUGAGGAGAUCACGGAGCUGGAGGAGUGCCUCAAGAGCCUGAUCGUUCACCAGAGCAUCAACAACAACACGGCUGUAAAAGACUGCGCAUCUCUGCACUCCCCAUCUCUGCCUUUUCCGUCUCAAGGCAGCUCCCUUUCCCCGCAAGUCACCUUCAUCUUUCAGGGACAAGAGUUCGCCAACAGAAUGCUCACGCCGGAUGACCACCAGAAAUUUGCCAAGCUUGUGUCCAAGAAAUGGAAGCAAGUGGGUCGCUCGUUGCAGAAGAGCUGCCGGGCCCUGCGUGAUCCCGUCAUUGAUAACCUGGCCCUCGAGUACGACCGAGAGGGACUGUAUGAACAAGCCUAUCAGCUGCUCCUCAGGUUUAUCCAGUCGGAGGGGAAGAAAGCCACGAUAGCGCGGCUGAUCUCAGCCCUGGAAGAAAAUGGUCUCACCAGCUUGGCUGAGGAGCUCUUGGGCCUCCAUUCCAGCGAGGACUGCUCCUAGAGCCCACGGGGUCAUGGCAUCGCUAAGGGCUUUCUCGCUUUAGCUAGUGUAUGGGACUGCUGCCAGCGGCUGGGGAUGUAAAGCCCUGAAAAUCACCGCAGGUUUCCAGGUAGGUGGGAAUGGCCGGGGGAGAGGUUCUGUGCUCGCAGAAGCCAGCACGGACCUCUGAUGUCCCCAUUGUGUGUCCAGAAGUCAACGUUACUUUCCCAUGAAGUGGUGAGAGAGGCUUUCAGCCUGACUUCCCUCAGGACUGAGCCGUCACAGGGAAGAGCCAGGCAGUCAGAGAGCCCUGGGGGAGAGUGGGGGAGAGGAGAGAGCAAGGAAGGCACCUCGGAGAAUUCCUCUGGGAAGCAGGCGAUGCCACUGUUUCUUAGGCGGUGGCCCAGGCCAUCACCUAGAGAGCUGCGAUAGAUUUCUUAUAUUGAAGACAUUUUUACCCUCAGGCAUGACACCAACCGAAGACAGAGAGGAAAUUAAGGAAAAGUCAGUUUUACAUUAUUUUUCCUUCUUCAAAUGAGGAACAGACACCUGCAGCAAGUGCAUCUGCCCUGCCCUACUGUGGUACAGCUCCUUCCCACCUCUCUCCACCCAAAGGUUUCCCUUUUACCUGGGACAGCCAUAAUCUUCCACAAAGCACCAGAUUGCUGCUGUAGAACAAAUUUCAGGCUCGGAACAAGCCAUCCGAACAAACACAAUUUCGGAGAACGAUUCCCAACUCUUGGUUUGUGGUGGACAAUACUAUUUUGCCUACAUCGUGCUCAGCUCUUUCCCACCAGCCCGAGGGAGCCUGUACCUGUGAGAAGCAACACGCAGUGCUGGAAGGAAAAUUGUCACCUCGUCAGCGAGUUACCUGUGGAGUGCAGAUGGGAGCUGCUGCUCUGAAGUGGGUCGCAGCACCAGAUCCCAUCCUGAACCCGGUGACCAGCUGGCUGCUAGCGCCUUCGCUCGCUUCUGGACCACGUACCCUCAGCCUGCUGAGUUCACCGGAGAGGAUCGCUCAUGCCGUCGUGUCUCACGAGCAUCGGGAUCUGCCCAGAGCCUUUCCCUGGCGGUGUUGUCACUGUGUGACAGUGGGGCAUUAGCUGCUGUGCCUGGAUUUACCUGCCCUGAUUUCGAGGGUAAAAAUGGCUUCAAAGACAAAGCACCCAAGCCCCAGGGCUGACUUGUGCUUCCAGUUCUGCUGGGAGAUGCCAGCUCUCUCCUGGUACGGGUGAUGCAGACUGCAACAGAGCGCAGUUUACACCUUUGCCCAUAAAGCACAGAGCAACACGUGUCUAGCACGGCACAGGUCUUGUGAAC
Molecule: messenger RNA, 3467 nt
Organism: Falco peregrinus (peregrine falcon)
Lineage: Eukaryota; Metazoa; Chordata; Aves; Falconiformes; Falconidae
Gene: TRADD
Product: TNFRSF1A associated via death domain
Exons: 5
Coding region: 1248-2168 (306 amino acids)
Biological process (GO): positive regulation of canonical NF-kappaB signal transduction; extrinsic apoptotic signaling pathway
Cellular component (GO): tumor necrosis factor receptor superfamily complex
Molecular function (GO): transmembrane receptor protein tyrosine kinase adaptor activity
Source: RefSeq, a predicted model, not a curated record